GAGAGACUUCAUAGAACAAGAAAGACAUCAGGCUGUUUUGAGGACAGUGAAAACAGCGCUAUACAGAUAAGUAAACUUAGUGAAAAAUAAUGUAAUGUUUAAUCGUCAAAAACAUGAACACGUUAUAGGCUAUCGCGCACCGUAUACACAAUCAAAGCUUCAAAAACACAGAAAGAACGUGAGCUUUAAUUAGGGCUGGCGCUACCUAUAGGCAGAGUAGGCAAAUGCCUAGGGCCACAAGCUUGGAGAGGGGCCUCCAUAAUCCAUGUGCGCUCCGACAAUCACUACAGAAAGCAAUAGACAAAGUUACAAGGUGAGAUCAAACCGCAGGGAGAUAACAUCAAAGUACCGCAAGAAUGAUUGAUAAGCAGACCAUUAAAAUAUUAAAAUAUUCAAUUUAAAAAUAAAAAUUGUCCGUUUUGAUUUUAUGUGGACUUUAAAUCUAAAAAGCUGCAGUGAAAACAUUGAGGUUUAUGUAUAUUUAUGUCUUAUAACAUGUUCAUAAAGUAAAUCUAAACUAUUUUUUCAAGUCUGUUGAUGCUAGUGUUAACAUUGCCUAGGCCUAACCUUAACCCUAGCCGCCUUAUCGCUAGGUGGCAAUAGUGACGGUAAGAAGUAGACUACAGUCUGUGGUGACGUAUUGUUGUGUCAUAACGUGUAGACAGCAGUUCUGCAGGCUGCAGAUAUAAGGAUUGCCGUAAGAAAUGACAAGCGAUAUACCACAAUAUCGCGAGAGCGAUUCAAAAGGAGACGAUUCAUAUGAUUUCUCAAAUCUCUCGCAGUACUUUGACCUCAUCCACCGUCCACCGUCUGUUUUCGCGGUGCUGAAGGUAAACCAGCCUAUUAAGUUACAACUUUCGUUUUGUUUUUGCAGUACUAAAAAAUAAAAAAGCUCUACGCAUCGCCGCGUUACGUAAAUUUUUUAGGUUAUAAGUAGCAUUGGUGCAUUAUGAUUGUGAGAUGGUUCCUCAUCUAUGUCUUUGUACUGUUAAUAAACAGUAAACAGGUCUGUCUGAAGGUCACAGUUCAAUAUUUUGUUGGAGAUUCAGCGAUUUUAAACUGCUCAUACUCAGAAGAUAAAAAGCAAGUAGACAAAGUGUUUUGGAGACACAAUGACAGUAAGAAGGUGUAUGAGUUUAGUCCAGUCAAUAUUUCACAAGAUGUAAAAAGCAAAAGCAUCAGAGUUGAAUCUUUUCCUGACGAGUAUAAAAGGGGGAACUACUCUAUCAAAAUCAAAGAACUUAAAACAAAUGAUGAAGGCAAGUACACCUGCUUCAUCACACCAGCAGAUCAUUAUGAAAACAUGUAUCUCAUCAUCAAAGCCAAAGGUUUGUAACAAUACAGCAAAGUU
Molecule: messenger RNA, 1351 nt
Organism: Misgurnus anguillicaudatus (oriental weatherfish)
Lineage: Eukaryota; Metazoa; Chordata; Actinopteri; Cypriniformes; Cobitidae
Source: RefSeq, a predicted model, not a curated record